AUGAGAGCUGCAAGAUAUUACGGCAGAGAGGAUAUCCGAAUCGAACAGAUACCGGAACCUCCUUGCGGUCCAAAUCAGAUCAAGAUUGCCCCGGCGUUUGUCGGGAUAUGCGGAACCGAUCUCCACGAAUACCUCGGUGGCCCCAACUUCUGCCCCACCUCUAGGCACCCAGUCACGGGCGAUGCGAUCCCCGUAACCCUUGGCCACGAAUUCUCGGGCGUCAUCAAGGAGAUUGGCUCAAAUGUCAAGGCGGAUCAUCUCAAAGUUGGUCUUCCCUGCGCCGUGCAGCCAACAGUCUACUGCGGAGACUGUGCAGCUUGCAAAGCCGGCGCUGAGAACGCGUGCCAUACCGGAGGCUUCAUCGGGCUCAGUGGCGGAGGCGGAGGUCUGAGCGAGGCGGUGGCUGUCCCCGCUGAUCAAGUCUUCCCUCUACCCGAGGGAGUAACUCUCGAGCUGGGCGCAUUGGUGGAGCCGCUCUCUGUUGCUUGGCAUGCCGUCGCUGCCGGUCCCGUCACACCAGAGUCAACGGUUUUGGUAAUGGGAGCUGGUCCAAUUGGGUUGGCUGUUGUGCUUUGUCUCAUUGCAAAGGGCGUGAAGAAUGUCAUCGUUGCAGAGAUUGCCACUGCUCGUCAAGGAUUCGCGAAGGAGUUUGGGGCUACUCACAUCAUUAAUCCCAAGGAGCAGGAUGUGUUGAAGGAAACAAUGAGAGUCACUAGUGGCAUUGGAGCUGAUGUCGUGUUGGAUUGUGCAGGGGCUCCAGCUAGGUACGAAUGUCUAUGCACAUGUCUGAACCAAUGCUGA
This is a messenger RNA of Colletotrichum spaethianum, 801 nucleotides long. Its product is annotated as (R,R)-butanediol dehydrogenase. The coding region runs from base 1 to 801 and encodes 266 amino acids. NCBI's taxonomy places the organism in Eukaryota, Fungi, Ascomycota, Sordariomycetes, Glomerellales, Glomerellaceae. Gene Ontology annotation, biological process: butanediol biosynthetic process. Gene Ontology annotation, molecular function: (R,R)-butanediol dehydrogenase activity; zinc ion binding. The transcript has 2 exons. Gene Ontology annotation, cellular component: cytoplasm. The record is from RefSeq and is a predicted model, not a curated record.